Aspergillus aculeatus ATCC 16872 is the source of this 720-nucleotide messenger RNA. RefSeq names its product NPP1 family protein. NCBI's taxonomy places the organism in Eukaryota, Fungi, Ascomycota, Eurotiomycetes, Eurotiales, Aspergillaceae. The record is from RefSeq and is a predicted model, not a curated record. The transcript is spliced from 2 exons. The coding region runs from base 1 to 720 and encodes 239 amino acids.
AUGCUUCCCAAGUCCAUCAUCAACCUUCUCACCACCCUCGCUGCGGCGCAGGCCUCGCCGCUUGUUAAACGGGCCGUCGUCCCUCACGACAGCAUCACUCCUUUCCCUGAGACGGUCCCCGACGAUGCCGUCGGCAACACCUUCAAGAAAUUUGAGCCCUAUCUUCACAUCGCCCACGGCUGCCAACCCUACCCAGCUGUCGCCGCCAACGGCGAUACCAGCGGAGGCCUCCAAGACACCGGAAGCGCGACCGGCGGCUGCCGCGACCAGUCCCGGGGCCAGACCUACGUGCGUGGGGGCUGGUACAACGGCCGCUACGGGGUCAUGUACGCCUGGUACAUGCCCAAGGACAUGCCGACCAGCGGGGUCUCGACGGGGGCGCACCGCCACGACUGGGAGAACGUGGUCAUCUGGGUGAACAACCCCAGCAACGCCAGCCUGACGCUCCUCGGGGGCGUCGCCUCGGGCCACGGCAAGUAUAAGAAGACGACCAGCCCGCCGCGCCAGGGCGACCGGCCCAAGGUCGAGUACUUCACCAGCUUCCCAACCAACCACGAGCUGCAGUUCACGGAGACGCUGGGCCGGGAUCUGGCGCUCGUCGCGUGGGAUUCGCUGCCGCAGGCCGCCAAAGAUGGGUUGGAAGCCGCGGACUUUGGCAAGGCGACGGUGCCGUUUAAGGAUGCCACGUUCAUGAACAAUCUCGCCAAGGCAGCGCUUUGA